AUGUUAAAUACCACAUUGGAUUAUGAUAUACCGCAAGCUAAAAAGCUCAUUAGAGGCGAGUAUCCCUACUUACAUGACGAUGAUACAUGUAUCUGGUACGGAGAGUGUGGGGACAGUAACAUAACUGGAAAAACGGUCAACUGUCUGUAUAACAACAGAUCUCUUCCAUUAACUGAUACACUUGGUAUUGGCAUGCUGGAGGAGGUUUGUCCUAACCUGGCUUUCAAAGAUGAGACGACCGGGGAAUACAUGACUUGCUGUGACACGGAGCAGCUUGGCACAUUACAGAGACAAACAGCCUUCACACAAUCUGCUUUUGCACGUUGCCCGGCAUGUCUAGCGAACUUUAUGAACCUGUACUGUCAGUCGACCUGUAGCCGACAUAAUAGCAGGUUUGUCAAUGCCACGGUGAUACUAGAAAGGGAAGAACACAACGAAACACAGAUUUAUGAGGUUGACUACUACCUAACGCAACGGUAUGCCGAUGGCUUGUUUUACUCUUGUAAUGAAGUCAUCUUCCCCUCCACAAACUCCCCCGUGAUUGGACUCAUGUGCGGCUCGUAUUCUGCCGAAGAUUGCACAGCUCAACGAUGGUUAGACUAUAUGGGGAACAUUGAUAACGGAGUAACGCCUUUUCAAAUGAAUUUUAUCAUAACACCGAACGGCACCGACAUCGGAUUCGGAAUUGAGCCUAUGAAUACGCGCUUUGUACCUUGUAAUGAAGCACCCACCAAUGACACCUACUCAUGUAGUUGCCAGGACUGCUCGUUGUCAUGCGGCGAUGCUUUAGAACGACCCCCAGAAGAGGAGCCAUGGCUCAUAGCCGGUAUAGACGCCAUUCUCUUCAUAAUGAUAAUGGUAUUCUGUUUGUUUGUGGUAGUGUAUCUCGGACUUCUAGCUUUUUACUAUAUAAAGGUGAAAGAAAGUAAUGUCGAUUAUGAUUUGGAUGACAAGGAACUUUAUGUAGACCCCGAUGAAAUUAGCUGUUUUGAUAAGUCAGCAUAUAAUCUAGAUAAAUACAUGACCAUAGGGUUCACCCGUUGGGGCAUCUUAGUAACAUCUCACCCCAUAAAAGUAAUUGUUAUCGCGCUUAUACUCGUCACUAUAUGCGGCCUUGGAAACAUGUUCAUAGUCAUCACAGUUGAUCCAAUUGAUCUGUGGGUUUCUGAAGACAGUCAGUGUUUAAAAGAAAAAGAGUACUUCGAUACACACUUUCAGCCAUUUUGGAGAAUAGCGCAGGUCAUCAUCACAGCAACUGAACAUAAUUCUUCUAUCUACGAAUCUUGGCCAAAUGGAGUUCCCGAGAAUUUCGGACCUGUUCUGCAAAGAGAUUUCCUACAUCAGGUUCUGAUUAUGCAAGAUUAUUUAAACUACAUGGAGGUGUACUAUGAACCAGACGACGAAUACAUCACUUCGGCUGAUAUAUGCUACAAACCACUUGAACCGGAUAAUAUGCACUGUGCGAUACAGAGUGUGCUACAAUAUUAUCAGAACGACCAUGAGUUGUUAAAUAAAGUAGUACACGAAGAGGGUGAUGAGUACUCAGCGGAUUACAGAGAUCAUUUCCUGUAUUGCGUAAACUCACCUACAUCAGUUCAGGAUACAACACCGUAUGCAGAACCUUGUCUAGCAGAGUAUGGUGGUCCGACCUAUCCGUAUACUUGUAUGGGAGGAUAUGACGACGAUAACUACAACAAUGCCACCGCAUUAUUAAUAACGUUCUUGAACGACAACUACAUAGACAAUGACAAAGCCGUAGACAAAGUUGACACCUGGGAGGGAGCCUUUCUUGAAGUUGUAUCUCACUGGAACAAUUCAAAUUUUAGUUUGUCCUACUUUGCAGAGCGGUCGAUUGAAGAUGAGCUGAUUCGUGCAAGUAAAGCAGAUAUUUCUACCAUCGUCAUUAGUUACAUAUUUAUAUUCUGCUACAUUACGUUAGCUCUUGGUGAAAUCUACCAUUGUGACCGUUUACUGAUUGACUCCAAAGUGACUCUCGGGUUAGGAGGAAUCCUGCUUAUUCUGUGUUCAGUAUUUGCAGCUAUGGGAGUCUAUGGUUACAUAGGUGUUGAAUCUACACUCAUUAUUAUUGCAGUGGUGCCAUUCUUGUUGUUAGCGGUUGGUGCCGAUAUGAUGUUCAUAUUCGUUCUUGAUUACCAGAGAACAGAAUUGCUGCCGGAGGAGACACGGGAUCAAAAAAUCAGUCGUGUCUUGGGUUGUGCCGCACCUAGCAUGGUGCUAUGCAGUCUUACCGAAUCGAUAACGUUCUUUUUAGGUGCUUUAACUACCAUGCCAGCUGUCCGUACAUUUGCAUUGUAUGCAGGGUUAGCAGUAUUAUUCAAUUUUCUGUUACUCAUUUCCGCAUUUACUGCACUAUUAGCACUGGAUCUUAGAAGACAAGACGACAACAGGUUUGAUGUUUGCUGCUGUAUUCCGCCCAGGAAAAAGUCAACAAAACCAAAGCAUAGAGAAGUGUUGCAUAGUUUCAUGAAAAAGUAUUAUGCGCCCUUUAUUGUAAACAAAUGGGUUCGCCCAGUGAUCAUUAUAACAUUUGUUGGAUUUAUGUGUUGUUGUGUGGUAUGGAUGCCUCAGGUAACGAUCGGAUUGGAUGCAUCAUUAGCUAUGCCAUCGGACUCGUACAUACUUGAUUUCUAUGCUGAUUUAUCAGAAUAUCUUAUGGUCGGUGCGCCAGUUUACUUCGUAGUGGUUGGUGGCUACAAUUACUCAACAAUUGAAGGACAAAACAGAAUAUGCGGUGGUGCCGGGUGUAAUGCAGACUCGCUGACUCAGCAGAUAUACUAUGCUUCCCAAGAUCCUGAAUAUACUUCAAUUGCUCUGCCUGCUAUGUCCUGGAUAGACGACCACUUGGAUUGGGUACAGCCAACACUGACGGUGUUCAGGCCAUGCUGUCGUACGUAUCGUUUUGAUGAAGACAAAUUCUGCCGUUCAGAUGACCCAGGAAUAACUCUCCCUCAACCACUUCCGGGGUUAGUCCCUGACAAUAUCGCAGAACAUUCGGACGCUCUCAAAACACUAAACUGCAAACCGUGCCUUGAUUUGGAACAGAGUGGAGAAAGGCCGACUGUGCAGCAAUUCAACAAAUAUCUGCCAUGGUUUCUUGAUGAUCUACCGACAAAAACAUGCCAAAAAGGUGGGAAAGCUGCUUACUCGGCGUCCGUCGAAAUGCUCUUCAACAACACAGUAUACUGGGCUACCAACUUCAUGACAUUCCACACCGUAAUGAUCACCUCUCAAGAGUUCACAAUGGGUUUAGCCAAAGCACGCAACAUUUCGGAUAACAUCACAUUAUCCCUGAACGCCGACGGUGGUGAUCACUAUGUCUUCCCUUACAGUCUCUCUUACAUCUACUACGAACAGUACUUGACCAUGGUUGAAGACUCUUUGUUCCAAUUGACCAUAGCUUUAAUUGCUGUAUUCUGUAUCAGUUUUCUUCUACUUGGAUUCGACAUCUUGUCCACCGUGUGUAUAGUCUUGACUAUCACUAUGAUACUUAUCGACAUGGUGGGAUGUAUGUAUCUAUGGGACAUCGAUCUCAAUGCCAUAUCUUUGGUCAACCUCGUGCUGGCUGUUGGCAUGUCUAUUGAAUUCAUCUCUCAUAUCACUCGAUAUUUCGCUUUCUGCACGGAGAAGACCAGGGUUAAGAGAGCAGAGAAAGCUCUGGCACACAUGGGUAGCUCGAUUCUCAGUGGUGUUGCACUCACCAAUUUAGUCGGUACUAUACCAUUGGCAUUUGCUAACUCCCAGUUGUUCGUGGUGUUCUACUUCCGAAUGUUUCUGUUGAUAACGAUACUCGGUUGCGCACACGGUAUCAUAUUCCAGCCCGUUCUGCUCAUUUAUUUGGGUCCAAAGGUAAACAAAGCAAAACUUUUUAACGAAAAUCAGAAGUUUGGCGAUGCUGAUAUUGACAAGGUCAAGGACAACAUAGUGAUGUAUGAAAACACUGCACCGAUCUACAAAGUAAAUGAAGCUUUCGAGUACAGAGAAAAAGAUGAUUCCUCGAAUAUCUACGAAAUCCCAGAUCUCGCGUUAUACGUGAAAGACACGAAACGUCUAGCGCAGAAAUCGAAUGGUUUGGUUUGGGUUAUUGGAUUCGAAGAACAAGGACCCUUAUACCGAUUUCUGUAA
Messenger RNA from Saccoglossus kowalevskii, 4143 nucleotides. Its product is annotated as NPC intracellular cholesterol transporter 1-like. Lineage: Eukaryota; Metazoa; Hemichordata; Enteropneusta; Harrimaniidae. Gene Ontology annotation, molecular function: lipid carrier activity; cholesterol binding. Gene Ontology annotation, cellular component: plasma membrane. The record is from RefSeq and is a predicted model, not a curated record. Gene Ontology annotation, biological process: cholesterol homeostasis; intestinal cholesterol absorption; sterol transport.